ACAUGGAUUGGUUCAUUGUAAACAUGAGUAACAUCAGUUUGGAGAGCGUGCUACCUGGGGAUGAGCCGCGAGAUGAGCGCUUGGCUAAAAUAGAAAUAGCUAUUCUGUCCAUCAUCUUCAUCACUGCAGGAAUCCUAAACUUCGGGCUCUUGUUGGUGCUGUGGAAGCGGAGGAAGCAGCUCUCCAGGAUGCGCGUCUUUGUUUUCCACCUGUGCGUCGCCGACCUGGUGGUCACAUUCUUCCAAGUUUGUCCGCAGCUCAUAUGGGACAUCACGGACAGAUUCGUCGGGCCAGAUAUAUUGUGUCGCGCAGUGAAGUACCUGCAGGUGGUCGGGAUGUUUGCCUCAACUUAUAUGAUCGUAGUGAUGACGAUAGACCGAUAUCAAGCCAUCUGCAACCCCAUGGUGACUUUCCAGAAGCGCAGGGCGCGCUGGAACGGUCCGGUGUGCGCCGCCUGGUUUGUCUCUCUCAUCGGCAGCCUCCCGCAGCUCUUCAUCUUCUCCCGGGUCGAGGUCGCUCCCGGUGUAUACGACUGCUGGGCGCAGUUCAUCAAACCGUGGGGACCGAGAGCCUACGUGACCUGGACGACUCUCGUGAUAUUCGUCCUGCCUAUUCUCAUGGUGAUCGUGUGCCAGGUGCGCAUCUGCCGCACCGUGCGCAUCAACUUUCACAUGAAGACACAGCACGUCGCAGAAGCGGCCAGUAAGUCGCUGUCCUCCAGGGCCAGCAGCGUGGCAGGGGUGUCCAAGGCGAGGGUGAAGACGGUGAAGAUGACCGUGGUCAUCGUGCUCGCUUACAUCAUCUGCUGGGCGCCUUUCUUCACCGCGCAGCUCUGGUCUGUCUGGGACGUUGUGCCGCCCACUCAGACUGCAACCUUCACCAUCUUGAUGCUUCUGGCCAGUCUCAACAGCUGUGCGAACCCCUGCAUUUACUUGCUGUUCAGCGGGAAGCUGCCCAAGUCGCUCAUGGCCCUGAUGUGUGACGGUCAGCCUGAUAUGAAGGAGUCCAUCCAGGAAGACGCCACCAUGGUCAGCUCCCUGUACAUCAGCCUUAAGAGUAUAUCGGACUGCAAAUAAAAGUACUGAAGCCUAGGACGCUUGUCUCACCUCAGGCCAGCCUGGUGAACAUGGUAUAAAAUAUGGAUCCCUUGGAGAAAGACUGACACCCUCUAAUAUCUGUGAGGACGAACAUUAUAACAGAACUACAGCUCGCUGUUGUUAGAGAAAUGAACAAUCUAUGAAAUGCUUUCAUGCUGAAACCACACGAGUCUUAACAGGGACGUUACAGAGAAACAUUAAGUGUGAUACAGUUGCUAUAAAGUCACGUUUAUACUUUUAUUACUGUAGAAUUUCACCAACACUUUAUAUGAAGAUACUUAUAUCGAACAUUAACUAGUUGCUUAUUAGCAUGCAUAUUAGUAGCAUAUUGGCUCUUCAUUAGUCAUUAUAAGGCACUUAUUCUGAUGACUGUAUUCUAUAGGCCAUUAACUAAGAGUCUUGCCUCACCAACCCUCUCCAUUUCUGCUUAUUGAUUGUAUGGAAGUUGUUGCACAUGCAUUAUGAGUUGUUAUAAUUAUAAGGUGUAGUACCACAAGAAUAGUCACUUAAUACAUAUGGUCUAUUCUUCUGUAACAAAACCAAAACCACAAGUGUUAAUAGUGUCAACAUAACUCUAAACUAACUCUUUCUAGUACCAGAUAUAUCCUCCAAAUAUGUUCUAAUGUGAUGCCUUGCUCAUAACUAAUUCACUAGUAUUCUGACACUUAUUAACCCACAUAGGUUCCCCUUCUGAAGUUGCCUCCUCUUAACACUUAGUAAAUCCAUUAUAGCACACAACUUAUACAAUUAACAGACCCUGUGCUUAUGUGAUGGGUUACAAAGCUAUUAAGAUGUUCUGCCUGGUCACUAACAGGGGAACACCGCCUAAAUUAAGAUUCUAAUUUCUAAUAAGUUCUAAUAAUAAGUUAUUUCCAUGGCCUAGGAAGGUUCAGUCAAUAUUUGUGAACAUGAGCAGCUCUCUCAAAGCCAGAAAACAGAGGAGUAAGUCUUGAUGCGAUGUCAUCAAGUAUAAAGUCUGGAGCUGUGAACCCACAAACUGUUCAAAAUGACCUUUAUUCUGUUUUAGUGUUCUCAGUUCCAAUAGACAAAAUAUACCCAUAUACUCACAACAUUCCUCUGGGCGCUCUCAGUGUCAACUACAACAUCUGUCCCAGAUCACUGUGUAUAGAGGGGCUUCAGACUUAAUAUGCUGAUGACAUCACAAACGUGAGUGAUUUUUUUAUUUAUUUAUUCAUUUAUUUAUAAUUCUAUAAUUCUGAAAAUUGGUGUAGUUCCCCUUAAGUAGUUGUAUGCUAUAGUAUAUUUACUAAGUGUGAAUAGAGGAUAACUUUAGAAUAGGGAACCUGUGUGGGUUACAAGUGUGACAGCAGAGGUGAAUUAGUUAUGAGCAAGACCUCACUUUAAGAUGGAGAAUAUAUUUAAAAUAAAAAGACUUAAUUUAGAAUUAAUUGGACACUAUGAACAUUUAUCGUUUUGCCACAUAAGAAUAGACCAUAUUUAUUAAGUGUUAUUCAGGUAGAAUGACUAUCCUUGUGGUACUACCACCUUGUAAGGCCCAUACAGAGCAAAGCAUAUUUAGAUCAUAAUUCAUGAGCAACAACUUCCUUACUUACUAACAGUAAGCAGAAUUAGGAGGUUACUGACGGAAACCUGUCAGUUAAUGGCCUGGUUAAGAACAUUGUCAUACAGAAUUAGGCAUUAAUAAGAGCUUUAUAAUGACUAUUAAUGAGUCAAUGUGCUACUAAUAUGCACGCUAAUAAGCAACUAGUUCAUGCUGAAUAUAUGUAUCUUCAUAUAAAGUGUUGCCAAAUAUCUACAGUAAUCCUUUGACAUUAAAAAACAGCAACUAGCGACUAUAACAACUGUUUUUAGCCGUUAGUUAUAUGGUUCAAGAGAUGACAGUGUUGGUCAGUCACUUUGACCCAGACUGAAAUAUCUAAACGACUGGAUGAUUUUCCAUGAAAUUUUGUACAGACAUGCAUGUUCCCAAGAGGAUGAAUCCCAAAGACAGUCAUGAUUCCUUGACUUUUCCUAUAGUGCUACCAGCAGGUCAAAGUUUUCACUUGUCCAGUGAAAUAUCUCAACAUCCACUUGAUGGAUUGGCAUGAAACAAACAGACAUUCAUGGUUCCCAGAGGAUGAAUCCCACUGACUUUGUUAUUUCCCAGUACCACCAUGAGGUUCACAUUUGUGAUUUCAAAUGAAACUGUCCAUUUCUUUGGUUAAUGACUGAAUACCUGCAAAACCACUAACAUUCCCAUCAGACUCAGGUGUACUUUGUGUUUAGUACUUAUCAGGAAAUGAUGCAAGCAUGCUAACACACUAAACUAAGAUGGUGAACAUGGUGCACAUUGUAUCUGCUUAACAUGUUAGCAUUGUCAAUAUGAGCAUGUAAGUGUGCUGAUGUUAGCAUUUAGCACAAAGCCUUUUUACAUCCUCACAGAGCCGUUAGCACAGCACAACAUGGAUCAGGUUAUUUUAUCAGAAAGACAUAAAUAUUAACAAGAAUCAUGAAACAGACACCAUUUGCAUUAAAGUUGUUAGUAUAUUUCAUUCUGUGUAAUGCUUGUUUGUGUAACAGUUGAACUUGUGAAAUGAUGAGAAAUAAUUCUGUAAUUUUUAAUAAUUCAUCUAUGUGCUGUGUGAUCUUAAAGUGUUUCAUUCAAAUGUCAAUGCGGUUUCUCUUGUUAAAUGUAGCAGUUCACAUGUGUUGUAUGCCCUUUAGGCUAAAUUUAAUUAUUGAGUUUACAUCUGUAUAUAUGAUCAUAUAUGAUAUGUGUUAGUUGUUGGCUAAAAUAGUCAGUUGUCACACAACAGACGAGUCUGUGUUUGUUAAGUAACUUCAAAUAUGCAGCAAGAUGCUCAGUGAUCAAUGUUACAACAUGUUUACAUUCUUCAAAGACCUUUUUCUCUCAGCCCAUGAGGAGUGAUGAUUUCUGAGGUGUUGCCAAAUAA
Epinephelus fuscoguttatus (brown-marbled grouper) is the source of this 4012-nucleotide messenger RNA. It is a transcript of the gene avpr2b.1, whose product is annotated as arginine vasopressin receptor 2b, tandem duplicate, 1. The transcript is spliced from 2 exons. NCBI's taxonomy places the organism in Eukaryota, Metazoa, Chordata, Actinopteri, Perciformes, Serranidae. Gene Ontology annotation, biological process: positive regulation of vasoconstriction; G protein-coupled receptor signaling pathway; regulation of systemic arterial blood pressure by vasopressin. The coding region runs from base 3 to 1076 and encodes 357 amino acids. The record is from RefSeq and is a predicted model, not a curated record. Gene Ontology annotation, molecular function: peptide binding; vasopressin receptor activity. Gene Ontology annotation, cellular component: membrane.